GAGCGUUGACUUAUACUACAGUACUGUAACAAUUUAAUUAAUAGUAAAAAUUAAUUACAUAAAUUAAAAUGGAACCAAAGAAAGUUGUAACGCAAAAUUUAGUCAAGCUAUUGCAGAGAAAGGCGUCUUACAUUGAAAAACAUCGGAUUUACGAGUUAUUUCAGGAGUUAUCGAUGAUGUUACUAAUAAAAAAGCCAAAGGAUCACGUUCUCUUCCUGAAACAAAGUGUAUAUCAUGCUGCCCGUCGGCUCGAUGUACCGAGGAUAUUUAUACUGGCGCCACCGAAUUUCAACAAGCGUGCAUUAGCUCAGAAUUUGAAACGAAUACUGAACAUUCCUGCAAUAACGGUAGAUGAAGUGACUUGCGGACAAGAAUUAAUCAGUCAGUGUAACUUUGUCGACAAUUUGAGAAAUAUUUUAACGGGUUACAUGAAGUACGGAUUCGAUGGUUGGAUAUUUUUCGAUUUUCCGAGGACUGAGGAGGAAGCCAAGUGUCUUCAACGCAACGGUAUCAUCCCAUCACACGUUUUUGAAAUUGUUACGUCUGAUGGAGCCAACGAAGCAUCGAUUUCUACGAACGAUACGAUAAAAGUGACUUAUUGCAAGGACUUACGAGCGAUGCGACACGUCUUUGACAAACUUCUAAUAAAAAUUAAUGUUAAAAACCAUUCAAUAGAUGAUAUCACUCAGAAAUGUUUGAAACUUGUGAAAUUCAGAACAUAUUCAAGAUAUCCUUCAACCCUUCGUGUGCUAUAUCUUGAUAACGAUGCUAGGAGAAGUAAGUGCAUUGCGAAACACGUUGCUGAAGAAUUUGGUUUAAUUCACAUUGAUUUUAAUGAAAUACUGAAGCAAAUUUCUCAGCGAGAUUCAGAAUUGAGUUAUGCAGUGAGCGAUGCGAUUCAACUAGCGAAAUCCAAUGACAUGCCUACCGAUAUAAAGAUCCAAGUGUUUGAAGAAUUUUUACUGACAUCGGAAGCUGUGAGGAAUGGAUGGGUCUUAACUGGACUGGUUUCCACUAUCGACGAUUUGAAGCAACUUGACAUGACAGAUUUCCCACCCAAUAGGAUCGUGAUUGUUAAGUUGGAGAAUGAAAAGCCAGAUAGCGAUACGAGCUCCAGCUAUCUCUCUGAUACAUCGUGUUACUAUGAAGACCACAUCAGCGACAUAAUAGCCUACGUGGGAGAUAGUAUUCACGUAAUCAAAGCAACUGAAGAUACGAAAAAGAUCGAGCAGCAAGUGGACUUUUGGCUAGUACAACCGGCACCAUGCGUGCCCCCGAGACAACCGCGACCUCCUUGUACCAUUAAGCCGGAAGACAUCGAAUUCGAUCCCGAUGACGAGCCAGAUAUUGAUAUAUUCGAUUGUAUUCGUGAACCCGAGCCCGACUUACCUCUAGUGUGAGCGAUCGGAGUUUGAAAUAGCAUUGUCUUGAGAAAUAAAACUUUCGCUUGCCUUUGAGCCACUCUGUAAAACUAACGCAUUUUUUUAAAGUCAAGUUUAAACAAACUAUAGAAAAGAGUUAAAUGAA
Molecule: messenger RNA, 1527 nt
Organism: Phymastichus coffea
Lineage: Eukaryota; Metazoa; Arthropoda; Insecta; Hymenoptera; Eulophidae
Product: adenylate kinase 8-like
Exons: 11
Coding region: 69-1400 (443 amino acids)
Source: RefSeq, a predicted model, not a curated record